Microstroma glucosiphilum is the source of this 393-nucleotide messenger RNA. Its product is annotated as Prefoldin, subunit 4. NCBI's taxonomy places the organism in Eukaryota, Fungi, Basidiomycota, Exobasidiomycetes, Microstromatales, Microstromataceae. The transcript has 4 exons. Gene Ontology annotation, cellular component: prefoldin complex; cytoplasm. The record is from RefSeq and is a predicted model, not a curated record. Gene Ontology annotation, biological process: protein folding. Bases 1 to 393 code for a protein of 130 amino acids.
AUGCGCAUGCUCAACGAGACCGAAGAAAACGACGUGAGCGUCUCCUUUUCCGACCAACAAUCCAUCAAUGCCUUUUCCCGGUACAACAAUCGAGUAACGGACUACGAAGAGGACUUGAAGAGGAAGAGGGAAGAGAAAGAGGCAGUGGAAGAGGUGAUGAUGGAAUUGGAAUUGGUGGAUGAGGAGGAAGAGGUACUCUACAAGAUCGCCGACUCUUUCGUUCACCUUCCACAACCCAAAGUCAUCUCCCUCCUAGAAAAAGAAACGACAAAGCUGGACGAAGAAAUUGAGGCGCUCAAGGCGAGGGUGGAUGAGUGUGAAGAGGAGAUGAAGAAGUUGAAGGUGGUCCUUUAUGGGAAGUUUGGGAGUAAUAUUAAUCUGGAGAGGGAUUGA